AGCUCAGCAGACCAGCGGACAGCAGCGAUACACGCCACGCGGUGGAUUCUAUAGUUUGGUCUCUACACGGACCCGUCCAUCUGUCAGGAGAGCCUGGGUCGUAUUGCUGCGUGAGAGGUCCCGGGACGUGUAGCCAAGGAACCGCAUCGAGAGGACAGCCCCGUUCGGGAUCCAAUACGCGGAGGUCUUGUGGAGACAGCGAGGAGCUUUCCCUAUCCUCCAUCUGCUGCCUACCUGCUGCUGCUACACGGAUAGGGUCAAAGGGGAACCCCCUCGCGUUAGGACCCGUGGAUCGUGCUCCAGUUACUCCCUAUGUUUUAGGGACUUUAGGAUCAACGCAACUGUUUAAACUAUUUUGCACACCAAGUGUGUUACCUCGACUCUUGUCCUUUUUGGGAUAUAUAUAUAUAUAUUAUAUAUAUACAUAUACAUAUAUAUAUAAAUACAUAGGUCUACACUACAGCGAUCCGGUGACUCUUGGAAAUCAGGAGAACGUCGUACUCAGCUUUAGUCUCCGGUCAGGAUUACGCAGCAGCACCAUGAGCCAGGCGGAGGUCGCCACUUGCCCCUCCGCGCCGCAGAGAGUUUUCCAGGAGGCCGUGAAGAAGGGCAACACCAAGGAGCUGCACUCGUUGCUCCAGAACAUGACAAACUGCGAAUUCAACGUGAAUUCCUUCGGGCCCGAGGGACAGACGGCGCUGCACCAGUCGGUAAUCGACGGGAACCUGGAGCUGGUGAAACUGCUGGUGAAGUUCGGGGCCGAUAUUCGGCUGGCGAACCGGGAAGGGUGGAGCGCGUUACACAUCGCCGCUUUCGGGGGCCACCAGGACAUUGUGCUGUACCUCAUCACCAAGGCGAAGUACUCCUCCGGCGCCCGGUGAUUAUGGCUCCUCCGCUGUCAGGUAAAGAAAAAGACACAAGAAGAAGAAAAAACAUAGAGAAAAGGAGAACACAUGAACUGCCAUUUUUACCUUUAUAGUUGUGCCAAAUCAAGAAAACAAAAAAGCAAAGUAAAAGGCCUAUCCGCGACACGCACACACGCACAGACACAUACACACACGCUCACACACACACACACACACACAC
This is a messenger RNA of Gadus chalcogrammus (walleye pollock), 1086 nucleotides long. It is a transcript of the gene nrarpa, whose product is annotated as NOTCH regulated ankyrin repeat protein a. Gene Ontology annotation, cellular component: cytoplasm. The transcript has 2 exons. The coding region runs from base 540 to 881 and encodes 113 amino acids. Gene Ontology annotation, molecular function: protein binding; enzyme inhibitor activity; phosphatase regulator activity. NCBI's taxonomy places the organism in Eukaryota, Metazoa, Chordata, Actinopteri, Gadiformes, Gadidae. The record is from RefSeq and is a predicted model, not a curated record.